Molecule: messenger RNA, 978 nt
Organism: Heterobasidion irregulare TC 32-1
Lineage: Eukaryota; Fungi; Basidiomycota; Agaricomycetes; Russulales; Bondarzewiaceae
Exons: 6
Coding region: 1-978 (325 amino acids)
Cellular component (GO): mitochondrion
Molecular function (GO): protein-containing complex binding
Source: RefSeq, a predicted model, not a curated record
AUGGAGUCCCUCGUCCAGAAAAUACUGGUGGUUGGCGGAAACGGCUUCAUUGGCUCCGCUGUCUGCAAAGCGGCUCUGAGCCGAGGUUUUCAAGUGACCAGUUUGAGCACAUCCGGGCAGCCAUUUCGAACACCUAAGGGACACUCUCCUGCCUGGACCUCCAAAGUAGACUGGCGGGUGGGAGACGCGCUUCGUCCAGAAACAUAUGCGCACAUGCUUCCUGGUGUAUCUGCCGUAGUGCACACGCUAGGUACGCUGCUGGAGGACACAGGGUACAAGAAGGCGCUGCGAUCUGGAGACGUCGGCGGUGCCGUAAAAAGCUUCAUGCGAAGUGUCACCGGAGUCAGAGGGAAUCCACUAGAGAAGGGUCAAGGCAAGGGGAGCUAUGAGGUGUUGAACAGGGACUCUGCACUGACAGUUGCGGAGGCUUUUAUGGGAAGUAAAGCGACUGUGGAACUUCCUGGUCCGAGACCAUUCGUAUAUAUCUCGGCGGAGGACAUCUUUAGACCCAUGAUUUCCGCGCGCUAUGUUGAGACAAAACGGGAAGCGGAGAGAGGGAUCGAACAGUUGACGGCAGGGCGACCCGAAUAUCGAGGCGUUUAUAUUAGACCUAGUCUAGUGUACCAUCCCCACUUCCGUCCGUACACGUCCCCCGUUGCCGCCUUGCUCGACCUCUCCUCUGUCGUCCACUCAAAGAUACCACGUGGACUCCCAACGCCCUCCAACCUCCUUCGCGCGCUCUCGCCUGCAUUCCCCACGGGGACAGCGCCGUCGUCGCCAAUCCAGACAUCCCCUCUGGACUCCGUCGCGAACGCGCUGACGUUACCUCCGAUACACGUCGACCAUGUCGCGGAGGCCAUUUGCAUCGCAGUGGACAACGCGCGGCCGGAUAUACACGGUGUGUAUGGGGUGCGAGAGAUGCGAGAGAUGAUAGGAUGGUCACAGAAGGGCCAGCAGCCUUCCCUUCGCACAGACUGA